GAGAGUUCGCCACAAGGCGGUUGCCCCGAGUCGUUCUCCGUUGUGCCUCUUUCUCCUCAGCGCCGGGGGUCCCUUUCAACUCUCUGGGCUUCGCCCUUCGCGUCUAGCCGGCGGGCCGCUUCCCUUCCCCCGGAAGAAUCAUGUCUCGCUACCUGCGGCCGCCGAACACCUCGCUAUUUGUGCGAAACGUGGCCGACGAUACCAGGUCUGAGGACUUACGUCGGGAAUUCGGUCGAUAUGGUCCAAUAGUUGAUGUAUAUGUACCCUUGGAUUUCUACACCCGCCGUCCAAGAGGAUUUGCUUAUGUUCAAUUUGAAGAUGUCCGGGAUGCUGAAGAUGCCCUUCAUAAUUUGGACCGGAAAUGGAUUUGUGGCCGUCAGAUAGAAAUCCAGUUUGCUCAAGGAGAUCGGAAAACACCAAACCAAAUGAAAGCUAAGGAAGGAAGAAAUGUGUACAGCUCAUCUCGUUAUGAUGAUUAUGACAGAUACCGGCGUUCAAGAAGUCGCAGUUAUGAAAGGAGGUCAAGAAGCCGUUCUUUUGAUUACAACUGUCGCAGAUCUUAUAGUCCUAGAAACAGUAGACCUGCUGGAAGACAUCGCCGUAGCAGAAGUCGUUCAGAUAAUGAUAGGUUCAAACACCGUAACACAUCUUUUUCAAGGUCAAAGUCCAAUUCAAGAUCACGAUCUAAGUCACCAGCCAAAAAAGAAAUGAAGGCUAAAUCACGGUCUAGGUCUACAUCUUGCACUAAAUCUAGAGACAACUCUAAAAUGGAUUCUAAGGCACAUUAUAAGUCCAGCUCAAGAUAUGAAAAAGAAUCAAAGAAAAAAGAAUCAGCUAGAUCCAAAUCUCAGUCAAGAUCGCAGUCUAGAUCUAGAUCCAAAUCCAGAUCCAGAUCAUGGGCUAGUCCCAAGUCCAGUGGCCACUAAACAGUGUAUUUUGUUUUUAGGCAUGUAUCAUCUAGAUAAACAAUUGAGUUAUGAUGUUGCAACAUUGCUUUAAAAUAAUUUUUGUUAGUUAUCCCUGGAGCAGGCAAUUAUUACUAUUAAAAAUACAAUACAGAUAAUCUUACACAACAGAGUCCACUUUGUUAAAUGUCUUGGGCAGCUACUAAGAUUCUUGUGUUUCUAUGUAUAUUUUUGUAAAGAAAAAAAAAGUAUGGUCUUAUGCUUCAAAUAUCAAUGUUACCUUGAUCAUCACUGUUUACACUGUUGCUUAAUUUCUGCUGUAUAGCCAGCAGAUUGAGCAGUUGUUUUGCUGUAGUGACUGCUAUGAGCUAAAAAAUGUCAACACUCAAAAAGGGUUGUUAAAGGCUGGCUUGUUGCGGACACUUGUGCCAAAAUGGUUGGUUCCUUGGGCAUCUGAAAGACAUUGAAAUACUGAUAACCUCUGAAGCGAUGGUCCUGAGAAUAAGUUAGAAAAGGCAGAAAUUGCUCACAAUGAUUUACUGUGGAUUUGGCAAAAUCCAGGUGCUUUUUUCUAAUAUGUUAACCUCCCAAAAUAAAAUACUCAGUUAAAUCAUUAAGUAAGUAUUUGUAUGCAAUGUGGUGGGCUUUGAGGUUUAGUGAGCAAAUUCUGCAAGGCUUUUUGCUGCAUUAAAUUAAAAUAAACAUCUCACAUUGCACCGUGUAUAAAAACUAAACCUCAACACGAAGGUUUUUAUAAGUAGUUGGCUUACCUGUUUAGUGCCCCAGGGUUUCAUUAGCAGUAUUUCUAAAUAGAAGUGACAAUUUUGAGUUUAUACAUUAAUCUAACUUUCUCUUCAGAUUAGGAGGGUUAUUUGGUAUAUGUUGUUUUUGCUUUUGGUAAUUAGACUAUGGAAUGUUGCCAUGGUAUAAAAGUAUUCUCUGGAAGACCAUAAUAUUGUACCAAGAACAUAGCUUUUCUGUUGGAAGAAUGAAAGUCGGCAUCAACCUUCAAAGGCCCUUUACUUCUGUUUAGCAGGAAAAUUUAGUAUCAAUGGAACUCUUGUUUCUGUAGAGAACUAAUUUCAAAUUUAAUACUGUAUAUUCAUCAUAUACAGUAAACUGCUCAGGAGUAAAGAUGCUUUUUAAAAUGUUGGCUGUUCAGUAAGCUGAAGGAGUGAUUCUAGCAUCUUUGUAUAUUUGAUAGCCUCAUUUUUGUUUAGUACUAAAAGUUAAUGUCCUGCUAUGCAAUCAUUUAUUGCUUUUUUUUAAGAGUUCUCCCUAAUGUAGUUUAAAGCAAAGUGUAAAAUUGUAGUGUUACUGUGCAGCUCUGGCCAGAAGAAACUUGUGGAAAUAAACUUUAUAUUUCCUUUCUUAUAGAGGCUUCCAAAAAAGGUAUUUUUAUAUGUUUUUUUAAAAUACCAGGUACUACUUUUAAGACAUCACUGUUUUGAUUAGGAGGACCCGUUUAUAUUUUGCUUGCUGUAAAUCUAGCCUACAAACUAAUAAAAAUGUAAACACAUACAUUCUCUACUGUAGUUUUAACUAGUAUUGUUUGAAGGUGGAUGUGUUCAUACUUAAAGAAUACCAAUGCUGUUUGUUCAAUACAGGAGCAGUAAUUAUUUCAGUUUCAUUAGCCAAUGAGAAAGACAAGUUUAAAAUAUUUUAUGUUGUGCCAGAACAAAUUCUGCCUCAGAUCUGAAGCAUUGAUACAAACAUUUUAUUUGUGUAACUGCUCAUCUUGCCAGUUGUGAUUCUGAGUGAUGAACUUAAGAAACAAAUAAAACCUCGGAUCCAGAAUAAUACAAUAAAAAAAAGGUGGGAACUUGAACAAAUUGUGCACUGUUUCUUUUCCUAAAUUUGGCUUUUUCACAAAAAGAUUAAAUUUCAUCCGUAAGUGAAAUAGGCCAAUGGAAGUCUUCCUCAAACAGGAAACUGUUGAAAAUGUAUCAUGCUCUUAAUAACCAUGUCAAAUUUUUGACGCCCAGAACAAGUCCAUACAGUUUUGAAUAUUGAACUAAACAUUGCUAUGACAUAUUGUAUAAGAUACCUGAGCUGCAAAACUAAAAUUGUUUAUGAAUGUUAAUAUUUUUUAAACCAUCUUGUUCAAUUUAGGUAGGACAAUAUAGCCAACUAGUGCCUAUUUUUCUAACUUUAAAAAGCUUGGUGGCUUACCCUUUUUUGUAUGAAUCAUUCUUAUGCAUCAGAUAUAUUUCAUACUGUAAUAAGUUUAAAGCAGAAUUAAAAUUGGCACAUCCAAUCAAAUUAAAAUACAGGUGUCAUCAAGCAGCACAAAUAGUUUCUCUUAAGCUUAUUUGGUUCAAUAUAUCCAGCAUACAAUAAUCCAGUAAUAUAUGAAGAACAAAUUGAAUUUGCUCUCAUGGUUGUUAAAUAGGGCUAAUCAUAACCGCCUUAUGCCUAACUGCAGAUAAUUUAGCACAUCUGUACUUUUCAUUUUUAAUAUCUAUCAUGAUUCACAGCUCAAAGUUAAAGCCUCUGCUUUACAAAUAAAAAUUCUUCCAUCUAAAGGUUUCUAUUGAAAGAAACAAAACCACUGGGUUACUUGCCAAUUAUCUGCAGCUGUCCAUAUUAAAAUGGAAUUCAUGCACAUGGUUGCUUUUUUCUCUUCAACCUCCUUUCCCAUCUUUAAAUCUAUGGACAAUAUGUCCCUUAAUGCUAUAUCUGCUUUUUUAGUUUGUAAAGAAUAAAAAUGCUAUAAAUAAAGUAGCAAUCAACACACUGCUGGGGAGAAAAGGUUAAGGAUUUUUAUUUAAAAUUUGUUUCAAAUUCAUAUCUAACAAGUAUAGAAUUUAGAGUAUCAAAAUUACAUCUGGGAUACAACGAUUUUCAAAUGUCUGGGAUACAUUUGGGGCAUAAGGUAAUAUUUUGAGCAAGUUGUCCAAUCUGUUUUAUUUGGGAAUAUUUUAAAUGUUUUUGAUGGUUGCUAAAACAUUUUGAAUAUAUAUGUAGCUAAAAUGUGCAACAAUGUACAGCCAAAUACCCCUCUUUAAAAAAAAUAUUACAUGGCAACUAAAUGUUUCAUUACUAUUGUUGGAAAUUUAGCAACAUUAAACAUUUUGUUAUGUA
Molecule: messenger RNA, 3989 nt
Organism: Protobothrops mucrosquamatus (brown spotted pit viper)
Lineage: Eukaryota; Metazoa; Chordata; Lepidosauria; Squamata; Viperidae
Gene: SRSF10
Product: serine and arginine rich splicing factor 10
Exons: 6
Coding region: 141-926 (261 amino acids)
Molecular function (GO): RNA binding
Source: RefSeq, a predicted model, not a curated record